Molecule: messenger RNA, 1797 nt
Organism: Labrus mixtus (cuckoo wrasse)
Lineage: Eukaryota; Metazoa; Chordata; Actinopteri; Labriformes; Labridae
Product: lysozyme g-like
Exons: 13
Coding region: 454-1521 (355 amino acids)
Biological process (GO): defense response to Gram-positive bacterium; peptidoglycan catabolic process
Cellular component (GO): extracellular region
Molecular function (GO): lysozyme activity
Source: RefSeq, a predicted model, not a curated record
UCUGAGGAUAGUGACUCACACGAUGAGAAGUUAGAAGCUUGUUUUAUAUGUUUUAAUGUUAAAGUGUAAAUCUUAAAGGCUGUUACUUUCCCGCUGGGCCUGUGACGAGGUUUUCCCUUCCUGGGGGGAACGUAGUUCUGCCGUGUCGGCCCGCCUCACCUCUUUCACAUGACCUGGUCUUGGAGUGGUUACGAGUCGGUGGUUCCUCCCCACUGACACUCUUCGUUCUGCGUGAUGGUGAGGAGCUUAAGCAGGACAAAGAUGAUCGAUACGUCGGGAGGACGGUCCUGACUGAUGGUUAUUCUUUGACGCUGCUCGAUGUCCAAUCGCAGGACAACGGCACGUACAGUUGUGUCUUUUGGAGAGGAACACAACGUCAACACCAGGAGUCCGCCUCUCUCAUUGUUGCUCGGGUGUCUGAAGUGAACAUCUCUACCUCGAAGGUGGCGUCCAAUGAGCUGCUGUGAGUCCCGUGACUGGUACCCGCCCCCGCAGGUGUCUCUGCUGGACUCGACCAGAAAGGACCUUCACGCCCCCACUAAGCGUUCAACCGGGCGAGACGGCUCGGUGUCCUUCAACGCGACCCUUAACCUGGACAAAGCAAAGCUAACAGGAAACGGAACCGUUAUCUGCAGAGUGGAAAUCCCAGAAAUGAACCUGGUGAGGGAGAGUCAGGUUGAUGUCGGAGAAGGCUUCAGUCCCCAGGAGGCAGGAUCCCUAGCCCUGGUCAUAAGCGUCCCCUGUGUUUUGCUGCUGCUUUGUAUCAUUAUCAUCUGCGUUACUGUUUACUGUUGGAGGCGUUGGCGAGAGCACAUCUUAAGAAAGACCAAACCGAAGAAAGGCUCAGGAGCCAGUGAAGAUUAUUUACUAGAACACUUUGGUUCCGUGGAGAAAAGUGCUGGAGCGAUGGAAGAUAAUGAAACAUCAGAGGGGAAAUCUGAAGCAAGGGACGUGCAUGCAGACAUCAUGAAUGUGGAAACAACGGGCGCUAUUCAGACGGCGAGGGUAAACAGGCUGAGUAAGACCGGAGUUGAAGCUUCAGAAGAGUUGGCAGAUAGAGACCUGACUGAGAUGAUAAAGUACGAAGAUGACAUCCUGUUCGUGGGAAAACAACGUGGUGUCCAUCCUGCCCUCAUCACCGCCAUCAUCUCCAGACAGUCUCAGGCUGGAAAAAGCCUGACUCUGACGGGUUAUGGAAAGUUUGACCAUGACUGCUUCGGCCUCAUGCAGAUCAAUAAGCUUUACCACUACCUGGAUGAACAUACAGGACCGUUCAGCAGGGAGCACCUGGACCAGGGAGCCGCCUACCUCUGCUUGCUCAUCGACAUCAUGAGGAAGAACACGGGCUGGACCGCAGAGCAGAACUUGAAAGGUGCUGUGGCUUGCUACAUCGCAGGUCAGGAAACAGUCAUCGGUUUGAAGUACGAUGAAGUGGACAGCGUCACGCCGAACAACGACUUUGCAAACGACGUGAUCGCCAGAGCGCAGUGGUAUGCUAAGAACCACUUUAAAAUGUUGUAGCCUCACAAUCUCAAUUUUCUCUUUUUCUGCAUCGCACAGUCAAACUGUGGUCACCUUAAAGGGCGGCUAAAUAUAAGAGAAGAUAUUUUUACUGGAAGGAUUAAAAAAACAAAACAUGUUAAUAUACAUAUAUAUAUACAUAUAUAUGUUUGUGAAGUUUUACUGGAGAAGUGUUAAAUCUCAAACAGCCUAGGGGCGCUGGUGGCGCAGUGGUUAGUGUGCGCCCCAUGUAUGGAGGCUGUAGUCCUCAAAGUGGGGGGCCCGGGUUCGAAUCCA